Molecule: messenger RNA, 1635 nt
Organism: Saimiri boliviensis boliviensis (Bolivian squirrel monkey)
Lineage: Eukaryota; Metazoa; Chordata; Mammalia; Primates; Cebidae
Gene: MRPL43
Product: mitochondrial ribosomal protein L43
Biological process (GO): mitochondrial translation
Cellular component (GO): mitochondrial large ribosomal subunit
Molecular function (GO): structural constituent of ribosome
Source: RefSeq, a predicted model, not a curated record
UAGACCAGACUCUAGGUAUACCCCACGCAGCACUGUGCGGAGCUCACUCUAGGUGGCUUCUUUCUCUCCAUGAAUGUCUCCUCUUCAGACCCUCUACGUUGCUACUUCACACAUAUGCCCAGCUACAUGACCCUUUCACGUCCAUGUCCUUCUACAAUGGCUCCCUCACCUCUAUGGUCCGUUACUGUUUCUCUCCACCCCCUCAGCUCUCUGACCCUCUAUACAGCUCCUCACUGAUACGCUUUCUCUGCAUCAUCUCCUUACCUCUACUGCCCCUCCACAGCAUCUCCUGGUCGUCCUCACCCCUACAGCCAUCGGCAUCCUUUUUGCAGUCCCUCUGCCCUAGGCCCGGACUAGAGACCCUCUUUCUCUGCUCCUUCCCCUCACUGGGACCUCAACGCUGCGAGAGCCAAUUCCCGAGCCCAAAGGAAUACCCGUCUCUAUCGUUCCCCGUGUCUUCACUCUGCCCUACUACUCUGAGCUCCCCCGCGCCGUCCCCUGGCCCCGGGUGACCACUCUCGUCUCUUCCACUUCGCCGGCAACGUGAGUCUCCCGCACACGCUACUCGCCUUGACCUCGGAAGCAAAACUCCGUGAGUUGUCGUCCCGGAACCGGAAGUCUCGAGGUUUAGUCCCGCCCUCUCUCCAAGCCGCUAGGGCUCCGCUGCCUCUUAGUAGCAGCUAUGACUGCGCGCGGGACUCCGAGUCGCUUCUUGGCCAGCGUUCUCCACAACGGAUUGGGUCGCUACGUGCAGCAGCUGCAGCGUCUGAGCUUCAGCGUCAGCCGCGACGGCCCCUCGUCUCGCGGCGCCAGGGAGUUCGUGGAACGGGAGGUGAUCGACUUCGCCCGACGGAACCCAGGGGUAGUAAUAUAUGUGAACUCGCGUCCGUGCUGCGUGCCCAGAGUAGUGGCCGAAUACCUUAACGGGGCUGUGCGCGAGGAGAGCAUCCACUGCAAGUCGGUCGAAGAGAUCUCGACGCUGGUGCAGAAGCUGGCCAACCAGUCGGGCUUGGAUGUGAUCCGCAUCCGCAAGCCCUUCCACACCGACAACCCUAGCAUCCAGGGCCAGUGGCACCCCUUCACCAACAAAUCGACUACGUUCCACGGGCUACGCCCCCGAGAGGUCCAGGAUCCGGCCUCAGCUCAGCUGCAAGCACAGUGAAGAGGUCCCACCAACUCCAACCCCAGGCUUUGGACUGGUUCUCCAGUAGAGGUGGUUCUUCCUCUUUGGGAGUCCAAGCCCAGGUAGACAAAUGGAACCCGUCAAUGGGGAAGCUGACACAGGUUCUCCUUGGGAUAAAGAAGAGCUGCCUAUUUCCAGUGCCUGCUUCUGGGGGCAGUGACCUUUGUGAACCCUUAAUUUUUAUCCAAGUGGCAUCCCUAAAACCUGAGAUGAGGGACUUCAAGGGUUUUCCAGGGCCCUUGAUUUUGAAGUCCAAAUUGAUAAUAAUGAUCUCAGAACACAAUGAGAGGUCUCAAGGCUGGCUUCUGAAGAAUCCGAUAUCUUGUUGGUACAACAACUGAGCUAUAGAGAGCUCUUCUCUGCUCUGAUGGGCUAGGCACUUCCUAUCUGUGUGAAUGUUUGUUUAAGGAUUUAUAAAACCGAGAUUAAUAAACUUACCCAAGGUCAUUUCA